Molecule: messenger RNA, 3484 nt
Organism: Silurus meridionalis
Lineage: Eukaryota; Metazoa; Chordata; Actinopteri; Siluriformes; Siluridae
Gene: rbms1b
Product: RNA-binding motif, single-stranded-interacting protein 1
Exons: 14
Coding region: 282-1460 (392 amino acids)
Cellular component (GO): nucleus; cytosol; ribonucleoprotein complex
Molecular function (GO): mRNA 3'-UTR binding; poly(U) RNA binding; poly(A) binding
Source: RefSeq, a predicted model, not a curated record
GAUCAAUGAACGGAGCUAAACAAACGGGUUGGGCGAUCGAACUUCAGGACGGUCGUGGGAUGUAUAAGCACUGCGUUUUAACCUUUAAUAGCGUUUUUCCUGGCGGUUUUUGUGUGCAGAAGAGUCAACGUUGGAUUCAGUAAUCGCAUCGGCAAGGUCUCUGUGUUUUAUAGAAUAGAAUAAACAACUUUAUUGCCUUCCAGUCGCUUGGAUAUUGACACUUAACGAGCGAAUAACAAUUGACAGUAAAUCGUCUUUGCGGCGCUACACCGAGUCCGAGGAUGAUUUUUGUGAACUCUGGCAACCCGCUCAGAAAUACAUUUCGGAAACAGCCCCCCGUUGGCCCGUCGUCUCAGCCCAUGGCUCCCCCGAGUCCCGGAACCAACAGCAGCACCAAUCAGAGCAGCAGCAGCAGCACGGCAGGUUGGGAGCAGCUUAGCAAAACCAACCUGUACAUCCGCGGCCUGCCCCCAGCAACCACCGACCAUGACCUGGUCAAGCUCUGCCAGCCUUACGGGAAAAUAGUAUCAACGAAGGCCAUCCUGGAUAAGACUACAAACAAAUGCAAAGGUUAUGGCUUUGUGGACUUCGACAGCCCCGCGGCAGCACAAAAAGCCGUCAACGCUUUGAAAACCAAUGGCGUGCAAGCACAGAUGGCAAAGCAACAGGAGCAGGACCCCACUAACCUGUACAUUUCCAAUUUGCCACUGUCGAUGGACGAACAGGAGCUGGAGACCAUGCUGAAACCCUUUGGCCAAGUCGUCUCCACACGCAUACUGCGCGACGCAAAUGGUGCAAGCAGAGGGGUGGGGUUUGCAAGAAUGGAGUCCACAGAAAAAUGUGAUGCUGUAAUUUCUCACUUCAAUGGAAAGUUUCUUAAUAUGCCAGCCGGAGUAAUGGCUCCUACUGAGCCGCUGCUGUGUAAGUUUGCAGAUGGAGGGCAAAAAAAACGACAGAGCCAAAAUAAAUAUGUGCCUAAUGGACGCGCAUGGGCCAGAGAGGGAGAAGCCAGACUUGCUGGGAUGACGCUCACAUACGACCCCACUGCUGCCGCUAUGCAGAACGGGUUCUAUCCCCCAUACAGCAUUACCAACCGAAUGAUUGCCCAACCUGCCAUGUCACCCUACAUCUCCCCCGUGUCCACAUACCCGGUGCAGACACCGUCCUGGGUCACCCACCAGCCCUACAUCAUGCAGCAUCCGGGAGCUGUAUUAUCGCCCUCUAUGGAUCCCUCCAUGUCACUGCAGCCAACAUCCAUGAUGAGCCCCCUCACUCAGCAGAUGAGCCACCUUUCUCUGGGCAGUACAGGAGCGUUCAUGCCGGCUAAUGCAGCAUUACAGGGCGCGUACAUCUCACAGUAUACUCCUUUGCAGCCAGCUGCAGUGGAGGAGAAUAGCUCACAGUCUCAGGUGGAGUCGAGCGGAGAUCAUUCUCCCUACGCCUACCAACAAAACAAGUGACAAAAGAGGUUCCUCAGCACUCAGGAGACUGAGAGGAGUGACAGCUUCAACAAUCAUGCUUCCUCUGUUGGACUAAGCUCAACCGUUGGAUCGACGUUUGAAACGAUGAGUUUUCUCUGUUUUUAAAAACAACUACCCAAACUAUUUUUGGUAUAAGUUCUAUGAGGUGCAAAUAAAAAUCAUGAUUUCACCAGAGGAUGCUAGCUAUCUAAGAAGAACAUGAUAAUGGAAAAAAAAAAAAUUUAUUUUAAUAAAAAAAAAAAAAAAAAAGAACAUUUAUUUUUACCAAGGAAUCGUCACAUGGGUGCAAGACCUCAAAGGAUCAUGUGACUUGAUGUACAUGGUAGCAGGUGUCCAUUGUUGAGAUUUUUUUUUUUAUGAUUUCUGAUGUGUGUGUGUGAUUUUUAUUUUUCUUGAUUCUUUUUUCUUUGUACUGAACUAGUUGUGAUGAUUGAAGAGAUUUGUUAGCCGGACAUCCUGAGAAAGAUUUUUUGUUUUUUUGUUUUUGUGCUUGCAGUGUGUGUUGCAAUGGUGAAGUGUUACAUGUGUCCUCUUGUACAGUGUGUUUUCUCCAGUUGAUCUAGAAUAACCUUUCUCUUCCUCUUCAUACAAUUUGCCUUAAGUUUGUUCCAUACAGCUGUACAAGUAGCCUCAAACUGAGGCUAAACCGGAGAAAGAGACGUUCAAAUCAGCUAUGGCCUUGUAAAUCAGCUGAAUAGGGCUUUUCUUAGGAUCUAGCUAAUGAAAUUCAGUUUGCCUCAUUACGUGUUUAGCUUUUUAUUGAUCUCCAUAGUGCUUUUUUAGAAUAGAAACCAUGUUGAGUGAUAGGAAAAAAAUUUGAUUAGAAUUUAAAUAUGAUGUACUGUUUUUGUAAUCAGAGGGUCAACGCCUCUGGUUGGUUGAAUGUGGUAGAAAUUCUGCUGAAUGAUCACAUUUUAAAAAUGCCUUUUAGAAAAAAAGAAAAAAAAACUUGCUGUUGUAGUGUAGCUGCGGGGAAAGUGGUGUGACCAAGUCUUUUUAUUUUACAUUUUUGGGGGGUGGGGGAGGGGGGAAAUUUUCAAUGUGCUUUUAUGACCAUGUACAGAUUAAGCCUUCCAUGGCAACUUUAAGUGCAGAAAGUGGAGGUUUUGAAAUGAGAUUGAUUUCCUGUAGAUUUUAGUUUGCCUAGCUUUUUCGUUUUUUUUUUUUAAGGAAGCAAACAGAACUCGGCACUUUCAAGUUUACUUCACCAAAGACAGUGAGCUAGCAAGCAGAGAUCAAAUAAUGAGUACAAUGUCACUUCCUCCCUACGCAGGAUAGGCUUUUUAACGGACUGGACUGCAAUUUUAAGAAUGUGCCUUCUUUGUAAAUAUGCAUCCGGUUGUCUUUAGUAGUUGUCUAGGUUUGGACACAUGCAAGAAGGAAGAUUUGGAUCCGACAAGUGCCACAUACAUCACUACAGAGCACACGAAACUGAAAUAUGUAACUAGAACAUGGAAAAGGAGAAGUUUGAAACUAUGAACUGAUCAACACGGUGGUUAUCUGCUAUGCUUUUUAUUAGCAGGAGAAUGCCUUUUAUUUUUAAUUUCUUCCUCCCAAAUUACAAUAGGCUUUUGUUUUGGCUUUAGUAGGUUGUCUUCCAAAAGACUGUUUUUUGAACUGGUGGUCCUAUCGACCAAUUAUCUACCUCAGAUUUGCGUUCUCCUCUGUUUCGAUUGGCCGGGCUAGCAGGUUCAGCCCCGCCCCUCCAGACCAAAUGGCUAGCUCUGGAGCUGCCCUCAUCUACAUUUGUUUUCUUUCAGGUUGUUUUCAUGCUUUGUUUUUGUUUGUUUUUUUCCUCAGCAAACCUUUUUUUUUUAAUGCAAAUGUUAUUGUUAUGAGGAUAGAUGUGCGUUGAACGUGAUUUAAUCUUGUUUAGACAUUCAGUUUCAUAGUUUCAAAGGCAAACACACUGCUGCUUAAUCACAAGAUGUUUUGGUAGUCGGCCAUGACUAGAGAUGGACGAAAGGAGGAGAAAAAUAAAGAGGAACAAAUUAAAAACUGAA